GGUCGCGUGGAAGAAUCGUUCUUUACGAUGAAUGUGUUUUACUGAACCUCCGAGACCGGAGUAAAGAUGUCGGGUGGUUAGAAUUGUUCUGGGAUAAUUCUAAGCAAUCAUAGACACGUGCUUCUUGUUUUGAAAACAGUGAUAAAGUGAAAACAGUUUUAUACUUUUCUUCGGAUUUUUGAGGAUUUUUAUUACCCUGUAUGAAACUGAAAGUUCAUAAAUUUCAAAAUGACGAUGAAUUUUAUGACGGAAAAUGAUGAACUCGCGAAGUUAGUAGAUGGUGCUUAUAAAAAUAUUUUAGAGAAAUUCAACCCAUGUGCCAGACAACUUAUAUCCGCUGGUAAAGCCUAUCUAAAAGCUUUACACGGAGCGGUGGCAGCAUCUAAAGCUUACAUAGAUGCUCUGGGAAAACUAGCUAGGCAUGCUCACCAGGGCACUUGGGGCGGCUGUACAGAUAUAGGUACAGCAUUGUUGCAGUUAGUUGAUGUUCACAAGGAAAUUCAAUCCCAGCAACUUAACAUUUUGAAAGCGUUCUACGUGGAUCUAUUGGUACCCCUUGAGACAAAUAUCGAUAAGGAUACCAAAGUUGUAGCUUGUGAACAGAAGCGUUUUAUUCAGCAACACAAGUGUCUCCAGGAAUCUUACAUGAAAGCUGUGGGAGUUGUGAAAAAACAACGGAAGAAAAACAAGGGUAAAGGAACCAAUCUAGACAAAGAAAUUAAAAAUUUGCAACAGUUGGAAGAGGAGAAAAUGAAAUUAGACUGUUUUUGUGAAAGAAGCUUAAAACAGGCUAUAACACAAGAGAGGCGGCGGUACGGCUUUGUUCUGGAGCGACAGUGUUCUCUAACAAAGCAUGAUUUGCAUUAUCAUUCUCAGGGCCAAACCAUGUUGCAACACCAUUUAGAAGAAUGGGAAGAAAUUGCCAAAAGUAGAGAAUCUUUACCAGAACCUAUUGACAAAUUAUUUCCACCAACAAACACCUAUAAGAGUUGUAGCGAGUAUGCCUGUGCCAAUCUCCUUGACACGUCUAUGUUGAGUACUUCCGUCUACGAUCCUUCCCCCAAUAUCACCAACAACAACACUCUUCGUAAAGUUCGCAGCAUAGACACCAGUUGCAUGGAUCUGAGGGAUCCUCACCUGGACACAUUUCCCCGACCCCUAGUCAGAGCCAAAUCGGAUUUCAAUAUCGCUUCUUCCAAUGCUAGUCUCAUAUCAAACGAUUAUGGAGUCACCCUCCGUCCCAAGAGUCUUAUAGAUACAGAUUCUAAGAGUGGUCACUCCCGAGUGAGGGCGCUGUAUUCGUAUCUGUCGAGUGGUGAGCAUCAGCUGAGCUUCCAUGAGGGUGAUACAAUAGUUCUGAUUGGUGACAGAAACAAAGGAUGGCAGUAUGGAGAAAAUCAAAGAAAUCACAGGCGAGGCUGGUUCCCUAUUGCCUACACUGCUGUUUUAAAUGACGGUCCAAAUGUACAUCCAAUGGACAUCAGCGAGCUGGAUCUGAAGCGUCAUAGCAUGGACUUUGCAAGUCCAUACUCUACAUUUCUGGGUGUGAGUCGCAGCCGCACUACUCCCAACAUUCAGCCAUUCCAACAGAACGGCAUAGAUCAUGAUACUAGUUCCAUGUUUCCAGAUUCCAUUCUGCUUCUGCCACCUCCUCCCCCUACCUCCCACCGACCUCUCUCCACUUUCAUAGAUUCUAAUGCCAAAGAUAUGGAUUCUUCUCUGCAGCGCCUCCGGAAUAACGCCAAGCUUCUUCACCCUUCCGCGAGCCUACCCAUCCGUGGCUCCGCCGCCCCCACCCCCACCUCUCCCACAGGUCCCCCUCUGACAUCAGGUGACCCCCUGGUCAGGAUCCUGCCCAGACGUCUUCCACCCAUGUCCACCUCUCUGCAUUCCAGCAACGACAGCGGCUUUGGCAACGACGCACCCCCACCACCUACCUCCUCCACACUGCCGAGUCUUCUCUCGCCAACAUCGCCAGGAAUUUCUCCGCCAAGAGACACCAACCUCUCUCCAAGAUACGAUGAAGAGUGCAAGCCCAAAGAGAAUGUGUUUUCUUCUGUCAAACUGAGAAAAGUGAUAACCAAUGACCGCUCUGCUCCAAUGAUAAGUUAAUCUAUUCAAGAAAACAAUGUCCUGUAUUUCACUCAGUGAUGUCAACAACAACAAUUUAAUUAUUUUUCUUGAUGAAAAUGGUCUGAAUAGGACCAUUUUCUAAACAAUCUAUUUGUUCCGUGAACACUAAAAAAAGUUAUGUCUCCCAUCAGCUGGUGUUAGAAAACCAAAUUAAUUUCGACUCUAUAGAAAUUAAUGUUUAUUUGUGCCAUAAUGAAUCAGGUUUUUUUUUUAACUCAUAAUAAUUUUUUUUACAUUUAAAAUAAUACAUUUGUGAAAAAUAAUCAUUAAUAUAUUCCAAUAAAAGGCAAAAUUAUUUUUAAAUGUACGCAUAUUUAUUUUCAUUGAUGUUUACUAAUUCAAUGUAUUUUUUAACACUAUCUAACGCUUGAAAAUAUGUGCAUUUCAACUUUAAAUAAAAUACAAAUUAAUGAAAUAUAAAUAUUCAUACAUUGUCAUACAAUCGAAAAUUAACUUGAAAUGUAUGAAUAUUUAUCUUCAUUGAAAUUGACUAAUUCAAUGUAUUUUUUAACACUAUCUAACGCUUGAAAAUAUGUACAUUUCAACUUUAAAUAAAAUACAAAUUAAUGAAAUAUAAAUAUUCAUACACUUCAAGUUAAUUUUUUAUUGUAUGACAAUGUAUUAAUAUCAGCUUUCAUGAAAGCAGAUAUUAAUACAUUGUAAUAUAACUUAAAAUUGAAUUGAAAUCUAUGAAUAUUUAUAUUUUAUACAUUCAAAUUUAAUUUUGAAUUAUAUUACAAUUUAUUAAUAUCUUGCUCACAAAUGAAAAGUUUUUAAUAUUCAAAUCUAUUUAGUUUUUAAAAAACACUUUUCAUUUUGGUGCAAAUACUCAUUUUUAUUGGUGUUCAAAACAUUUUAUUUCCCAUAACUAUUUUCUUUUGCUUUAUAUUUUCUGUAUCAUAAUUUUUUUUUCUGUAUUUGAAACAAGUGUUUUCUCUGUUUACGUAAUUAUAAAAUAUUUUGCAUGCUUCCUGUAAGGAAAAAAAUGUUGAAGUUGCUUCCAGCUCUUAGAAAGUCAUAUAUAAAAACCCAACUCUUGUAGCGAUUUUUACAAAAUUAUUGCAAUCUGUAAAAAAAUUCUUUUGUCUAAUAAAAAUAACUAUUGUGAAUAAUUUUCAUAUUGAAUGAUUUGUAUAUUAUAUGUUACAUAGUAUAGUGAUUUUAUUGAAAUUUUUGAGUGAAUAAAAUAUGGAAAUUUUAAAAGAAAA
This is a messenger RNA of Parasteatoda tepidariorum (common house spider), 3341 nucleotides long. Its product is annotated as BAR/IMD domain-containing adapter protein 2. NCBI's taxonomy places the organism in Eukaryota, Metazoa, Arthropoda, Arachnida, Araneae, Theridiidae. Gene Ontology annotation, cellular component: cytosol; nucleoplasm. The record is from RefSeq and is a predicted model, not a curated record. Gene Ontology annotation, biological process: positive regulation of actin filament polymerization; plasma membrane organization; actin crosslink formation. Gene Ontology annotation, molecular function: protein binding.